CGCCGGCCACAACUCGGUGUCCGUCGAGGAGAGCACCAGCCGGAGCUUCAUCGCCGACCAGGGUGACCCUCUUCCUCCUCCCAUCGAGAUCUCCCCCAUACCACUGCAGGUCAACUACGCCUCCACAUGAUGUUCAUCGAUAGAAGGUGGAGGCCAAGGAGGAGAGGAUCAUGGGUGCGGCCCCUAAAUGGCAGGGAGUCCGGCGACAGCUCCAACCGGGAGUGCAUCAGCCCCACCACCGUCAUGUUCCGGAGUACCGUCCCUGACCGCGCCAUGUUCCCCACCGCCUACACCUAUGACAGGGUGUUUGGCCCCAAUUGCUCUACCAGACAGGUCUACGAGGAAGGAGCAAAAGAAGUUGCUCUAUCAGUUGUCAGUGGAACCAACUCAAGCAUAUUUGAGUUUGGGCAAACAAGCAGCGGAAAUACUUACACAAUGACUGGAAUUACUGAGUACAGUGUUAUGGACAUUUAUGACUACAUAGAGAAGCACCCUGAAAGAGAAUUCAUGCUGAAAUUCUCAGCAAUAGAGAUAUAUAAUGAAGCUGUGAGGGAUCUUCUGAGCCAUGAUACGACACCUCUUAGACUGCUUGACGAUCCUGAGAAAGGGACUACUGUUGAAAAGCUUACCGAGGAAACAUUGAGGAACAAGGACCAUCUUAGGGAUCUUCUUGGAAUGUGUGAAGCUCAAAGAGAGAUUGGAGAAACGGCUUUGAACAAAGCGAGUUCUAGGUCCCACCAAAUACUCAGGCUGACAAUUGAAAAUUCUGUUAAACAGUAUUUAGGAAGAAGCAAAUCGAGCACCCUGGUGUCUUGUGUGGUACGGAAUGUCUUUCUAUAUUCAUGAUUAUUUGGUACUAGCAUGUUUCCAU
Hordeum vulgare subsp. vulgare (domesticated barley) is the source of this 871-nucleotide messenger RNA. RefSeq names its product kinesin-like protein KIN-7H. The record is from RefSeq and is a predicted model, not a curated record. Gene Ontology annotation, molecular function: microtubule binding; ATP binding; microtubule motor activity. Lineage: Eukaryota; Viridiplantae; Streptophyta; Magnoliopsida; Poales; Poaceae. The transcript has 7 exons. Bases 127 to 846 code for a protein of 239 amino acids. Gene Ontology annotation, biological process: microtubule-based movement.